This is a messenger RNA of Oppiella nova, 1236 nucleotides long. Lineage: Eukaryota; Metazoa; Arthropoda; Arachnida; Sarcoptiformes; Oppiidae. The record is from the annotation of a GenBank genome assembly.
GCGAUCACUAACCGCCUGUCCAUCUGUCUGUCCCCUCCCGUAGCCGUCAAACGUCUGUACAGAGAGGCCAAAGAGCUGCUCAACGAUCGGACCGCAGAGUAUUUCGCACAACCAUUAGAUGACAAUCUGUUUGAAUGGCACUUCACGGUGAGAGGACCUCCUGAUAGUGACUUCUUCGGCGGUGUAUAUCACGGGCGUAUAAUACUGCCGACGGAGUACCCCAUGAAACCCCCUGACUUCUUCGGCGGUGUAUAUCACGGGCGUAUAAUACUGCCGACGGAGUACCCCAUGAAACCCCCGUCUAUUAUAAUGCUUACACCGAACGGACGCUUCGAAGUGAAUAAGAAGAUAUGUCUGAGUAUAUCAGGACACCAUCCGGAGUCGUGGCAGCCCUCCUGGUCCAUACGCACCGCACUCUUAGCCAUCAUAGGCUUUAUGCCCACUGAAGGCUUGGGUGCCAUCGGAUCACUCGACUAUCCGCCGGAGGAGAGGAAGUCGUUGGCCCAGAAGUCGCAGAACUGGUGCUGUCCUUCUUGCGGACAAAUCACGAAACUCUUGAAGACUGAGGACUCGAAUCACACGGAAAGCGAAGCCAACAAAGAGGCCAAAGAAUUGGCAAAACAAAUCUGUUUUAAACAAAAGGAAUCGACUUCUGAGUCGACGAACGACGAGUCGGUCGCGUCAGCGGUUCCGGAGCCGAACGCCAGCACCGAAUCGACCGAAUCUAAUGCCCAGUCGACCGAUGAGGCCGUGUCUGAAACGGAACUGAUCCACAGAAACGUGAAUCCAACGCAUUCCGCGUCAGAGGCGCCCACUGUUACCAUCAACGCCACCAUCACUGCGAACGUGAACCUGGAGUCCGACUCCCGUCUCACCAACUAUUUGAUUGCAUUCAUAUGCCUCGCAAUCGCUUUCUUGUUAUUCAGACGUAUAUUUCUGUUAUAAAAAUGUAUUUGUUUUUUGGUUAUCAUUUUUGUAUUUUAAAAGACUUCUUUGAUUUUAAAACCGGUUCUCAUAACGAAAGCAACAGUUUUUGAACAUUGAGUUCAAGUAAUUUAUAUGAGAUAUGUAUCGAUAGACUAAACUGUUUUUAUCGCAUAAACGGAGAUAAUAUUGACAACAACCAAAUUUUUACACCAAUUAUUAGAUAUGUAAUUAAAAAGUAAUAUUUUAGCACAAAAUCGGAAAGUUUUGACUCGAGUUAAUCGGUUUGCAAAACAGUUGUGAGAAAUGACU